Messenger RNA from Aspergillus uvarum CBS 121591, 348 nucleotides. RefSeq lists its product as uncharacterized. Lineage: Eukaryota; Fungi; Ascomycota; Eurotiomycetes; Eurotiales; Aspergillaceae. The annotation marks the transcript as partial. The record is from RefSeq and is a predicted model, not a curated record. The transcript has a single exon.
CCAUAUGAGCAAGCAGUGGACAACUUCUGGCUCAAUGUCUUCCAAAACUACUUUCCGCUCCAAUCCCGUUAUGGCGUGGAGCGAGAGUCGUAUACCAACCGGCAGGGCAGAUUCACAGCCAAUGUGCUUCUGACCAGAAUCAUGGGCAACGAGUUGCAGAAGGUGGUAAUCGUCGAAGCUAAACGGUUUCCCCCAAACCCUCGGCCGGGCUGGGAGCAAAGUUACAGGUGGAGGCAGUUGGAGAAUCAGCUGCAGAACCGCCUUGCCGGCGUCCGUACUGCCAGUAGGACCCAGCAUACCCUGUACGGCAUUGCAGCUGUUGGUGACAAGGUCCGAUUUUAUCAACUG